Molecule: messenger RNA, 723 nt
Organism: Cylindrotheca closterium
Lineage: Eukaryota; Bacillariophyta; Bacillariophyceae; Bacillariales; Bacillariaceae
Source: the annotation of a GenBank genome assembly
AUGAUUCCGCGUCCGCGUCCCUACGACAGCAUUGAAUGUGCUCCAACUGGUAGAUCCACCUGCCGGAUCUGCAAGAAAAAGAUCGCCAAAGGUGCUGCAAGAGCUGGGAUUCACUCGCUGCACAAAAGAAUCUACUGGAACCGCUACUUUUAUCACAAAGAAUGCGUAAAGACCACCUCGGUAGGAAUAAGUCUAUGGAAACAAGCCAAGCUUCCACCAAAUUUGUUGCUCAGGCAAAAAGGAGGGCACGAUUUGUCUCGAAUGAGUCUGUUGGAUUUGGGCGAAGCAAAAAUCGAGAAACAGAAGAGAGUUUCAGACUCAACCAUACGAGAACGAUCAGAUCUGAGAGAGAAGCUUCGAAGACUUAGAUUUGGGAUUGCUCAGCGGCUGAACUAUGAGCCGUAUAUGGUUUUUCCAAAUAGCACGUUGGACGCCCUCGUGUUGCACUUGCCAUCGAAUCGAGAAGAACUGCUCAAGAUCAGUGGAUUUGCUGCCAAGAGAACGGAGACUCUUGGGCCAUUCGUCUUGCCCAUUAUUCGUGACUACAAGAAGAAAUUGACGACUACCGACAGCAGCAGCAAUAGCGACAAGGCCCGCGCAGCAGUUCCGUGUUUAGAGGAGGAGGAAGAGGAGGUUACAGUCGAACGAGAAGUUUCCGGAGAAGAAAUAAUCAAUCGACUAUUUGAAGAAGCUUAUGAAAAAGGAGUUGUAAUUACACUUUAG